UUAAAUUGCCACUGGGCAAGUAGCAGCUAGGUAUACACUGCAUUCGGUUUGCUCCACUUCUCCCAAACUCGAACUCAGCAUGUCACUCAACGUUAUUUGAAUUCCCUUUAACUCAACUAAUGGCGGCUGCUAAUGCUUCCUAGUCAAUAGGUUUGCGAUAGUCACAACAACAGAGAAUAUGGACGAAGGACGCAACGUGAAUUUCGAGGAAUUUUCAAUAGAGGAAUUGGAAAGGCACCAUCAAUGGCUGAAACGACGGAUACAGCAGGCAGGCACUGCUGCCAAAGCCAACACGGCCAUUGCAAAGCUGGAGAGUGAAGUGGAGGGACUCGGCGAGGCCGAGAUCAAGCAAGGGAUUGAGGCUAGCCAGUCAAGGAUCAAGCAGUUGAAGUUGGACCUGGACGAAGCCGUUUCACAGCACAUGCUGAAACAACAAGCACUAGAUACGAUAUCGAUGAGCACAGCUGGCUACAACCAAUUGCUUCCACUUCCGGAAUCCUCUGAACUUGGAAGGAGAAAGAAGCCUGUGGCCGACAAGGGAAACGGAACUGUUGAAUUGAACGAUUUAACCGACCUGUACACCUCGCCCACUGCCAAGGAGAUGUGCCGGUUAGUUGUAGAGCAAGCCAGGCUCUCAUCAUGCCUUCUAGGCCAUGAACUGGAAGCGCGCCGACUUGAAGACCAGUGCUUGGAGCUACGCGUGAAAAUUGCAGGGGAGCAUCCGCAGCAUCGUAAGACCGUUGCACAAUGGAAGGCCAAGCAAGCGGACAAUUUUGAAGCACACCGGAAAGCUUCAGCAGAAGCAGCAAAGGACAGUGAUGAUGAAAAGCUGCAACAAGAGAGACUUCAUCGGUACACGUGCCGUGUGAUAGUCCUGCGUCAUAUACUUCAGUCACUGAUACUGGGCAGUAACCUGGACUGGCCAGACCUGGACAAGUGGCAGAGCGUAGCUCUAGAGUGCGGCAACUUACCUGAUCAAGACUGACGCAGUACCAUGUUGAACUACGCAUGCCGGGACCAGUACACAUGUAUGAUCAAGCCAGGCCAUCCGCAAGACAUCAUCUCUUUCACUUCAACUAGUGAUACUAUGGAUACAGUACUAUGUCACUGACUGCCACUGACCCUGCACAUGCCCUGCACAUGCCCUGCACAUGCCCUGCACAUGCCCUGCACAUGCCCUGCACAUGCGCUGCGUAAAAUCAGCUCUGUGUAUUGGCGUAAAACGUGGCCGUCUGGAAAUGACGUAUACAGUGUCACCACACUUGUUCAACGUGCUGCGGUGGAGCUGAACACUAUCCGAUAAUAUAUGGGUGCAGCCACAGAGCACCAAUUGUGGUCCAUCCGCAGUCGACACCUGCAUGGACAAUCUCACCAUGAUGUCCUCGCUACACGACAUGCGUGCGCUAUGUGGACAAUCUCUCUAUCUCACUGCGGGACAUGUGGGUGGGUGCGCUGUGUCAUGUGAAUGGUGACAUGCUGCUGGUCCCUUGCCGGCCUUGCUGCAUCACUGCAGUCGGAGGCCAGUGCCAGGGAGUGGUAAAAUACCGGUAUUUUACUACUCCCUCGACCAGUACCAGUCGUCGUGAUCCUGCAGCCCGGACAUUCAUUGGAAGAUGUGAUACAGUGAUACAGUGUGAGUAUCUUGUGAGCGUGCUGCAUGAUAACAGGUAACAAUGACAUUAUGUACGGCUGCAUGAUAACAGGUAACAAUGACAUUAUGUACGGCUGAAUGCUUACUGAACUGGAAUUGUAUUGUGAUGACAUCUACAAUGCUUAGCGAGCUGGGAUCGUAUUCGUAGAUUCAUGACGGUGUGUUCAAUGUUUAUGCGUGUUGAACUGUAUGAUUUCUAGUCACCAUGUA
Sycon ciliatum is the source of this 1861-nucleotide messenger RNA. RefSeq lists its product as uncharacterized. NCBI's taxonomy places the organism in Eukaryota, Metazoa, Porifera, Calcarea, Leucosolenida, Sycettidae. The transcript is spliced from 11 exons. Bases 179 to 985 code for a protein of 268 amino acids. The record is from RefSeq and is a predicted model, not a curated record.